Molecule: messenger RNA, 519 nt
Organism: Darwinula stevensoni
Lineage: Eukaryota; Metazoa; Arthropoda; Ostracoda; Podocopida; Darwinulidae
Source: the annotation of a GenBank genome assembly
AUGUUAGGGAUUGGAAGGUUGGUGCAUGCAGUUCUUAGCUCUCUACUGGAAGGUCCUGAGCUGCUUCUCACUGAGACUAAUGAAAGUGCCAGAGGCAACAUUCACUGCAACAAGUUCCUAUCCGAGAAUCUCCCAUUGGGCAUGAGGCGAGAGCAGUUAACUGGACUUGCUGAAGUCAAAGAAGUUAGGAAGCCCCAACUAUUGACGUACUACCGACUGCAUUGUCAUCAAUGGGAACUCGACGGAAGACUGCCGCCUCGAGGGAGGAGUGCAGCCAAACUCUUUGACACCUGCACCUGCCUGCAACCUCUGUCAUGCCUGACCCCGAACAGGUUCGAAGUCCUUGCCUCUGGUAUGGAUGAACCUCACUUCACUGUUAUCCCAAGGUCUGGGGAAAUACUUUGUGGAGUCCUCCUCGUGCCCAUGGAUGAGCAGAGGGGAAGAGUCCCCGAGUUACUACGCCAAAUAGUAAUAGCGGACCUCCUCUCGCCCCUUCACGCCCUCACCUCUGCCCGACAC